CCGGCAACGCCAACAGCAGCGCGAGUUCCGUCAAACUUAUGCUGUGAUCUGUCGAUGAAAUAAUCCCGUUAUUAAACAUGCUGAUUCCGAGUUUCCCGAAAACCUCACCGCGCUGACGCUCUUCUGACGCGGAGCUUCUAACCUGUGCUUGUGUUUGUGUGUCUGCGGCUGGAUUUGAACAUCAUGACGCCUGACCUGCUGAACUUUAAGAAGGGAUGGAUGUCCAAACUGGACGAGAGCGGAGAGUGGAGGAAACACUGGUUUGUGCUGACGGAUGCUGGACUGAAGUACUACAGAGACUCAGCAGCAGAGGAGAGGGAUGAUGUGGACGGAGAGAUCGACCUGAAGGCGUGUGUGAAGGUGUCUGAGUUUGAGGUGGAGAAGAACUACGGCUUCCAGAUUCAGACCAGAGACGCCGUCUUCACUCUCUCCGCCAUGACCGCCGGCAUACGCAGAAACUGGAUCGAGAUCCUGAAGAAGAACGUUCGACCCGGCAGCUCCCCAGACCUCACACAACUGGCCAACUGCAGCAGUGAUAAAGAAAACACCCGUCAUCCCUCAUCCCUACGUCUGCGCAGCCAAUCAGAGGCCUCCUCCGCCAUCAUAAACUCCGCCCACAACAAAUUUGACUAUGUAGAGCUGUCUCCCAUAGCCACGCCCCCCACUCCCUUGUCUACUAAUCAAAGGGAGUCAGGGGAGGGGCAGGUGAAGGAGCACAGCCAAUGGCAGGAGACACGGCCUUCUGACGACGCCCACAACCAGUGGGAGGCGGUGCUGUCGAGAAAGGGGACAAGCCAGCUGUCGGAGCAGAAGCGAAUCGAGGAGGAGAUUGAGCGGAAGUGGGCGGAGUUUGAGCGUCUGCCACUCAAAGAGACGAGGUCACACCCAGCGAUGCGGUCGUCCAAUCAGGCGCUGGAGAGGGAGGUGGCAUCUCUGAGGCAGCAGCUGGCGGAGCUAGGGGCGGGGCAGGGUCAGGGGCGGGAGGGGUCAGGGGCGGGGCAUCAGUGCUGUGGGGCGGAGUCUCGCUGCAGUGACGUUCUCCAGCAGAUGGAGCGCAGACACAGAGCCGUGAUGGAGGAGCAGGAGCAGCGGCACGCACAGCAGAUCAGCGCUCUGGAGGCGCAGAGAGACACACUGCUGCAGGAGGAGGCCCACGCCACCGCCACCGUGAUGGAGGCGUUACAGAAAGCACACAGAGAAGAGCUGGAGAAGAUCACACAACUCAAGCAGACACGUGCGCUGGACUCACACACACUCAACAAACAGCAGCAGGAUGAGGUGUGUAGUCUGCGGCGGGAGCUCCAGGCGCUGUCGGAGCGUUACUCUCAGCAGUGUGUGGAGCUGAAGCGUGCGCAGCAGCUCAGAGACGACAGCGACACACAGAUCCGACUGAUGGACACACAGAUGGAGCAGCUGAGGAGGGACAAGCAGGAUCUACAGGCGCGUCUGACUGAUGAGAUGAAGCUGAUUCGCUCCCUGGCCACAGGUCAGGGGUCAUCCGCGGAGACCGACGACACACACCGCUCCUGCUGUGAGAUGCAGGUUCUGCUGCGGGUCAGAGAGAAUGAGCUGCAGUAUCUACACAGAGAGUUGAACAGCCUCCGCAACCAGCUGCACUUCCUCACCACGGAGAAGAGCAGUGUGUGUGCGCGCUACAGUGAGGUGUGUGAGGAGCUGAGCGUGAUGAAGAGCCGCAGCGAGAGAGAGACGGAGACGCUGAGAGAACACCUGAGACUCGCUCUCAACGCCCUGAGUGAGGGACACAACAGCCCACAGCACUGACACACACACACACACACACACACACACACACACACACACUGGAACAAACGCUUCUGCUCUGCUCCGGUCUGUACUGGAGUGUGUGUAUGCACAUGUGAACGCAUCGCCACAAAUAUGGGACCAAACUGGAACAACGUCUCUGUCACUGGUGCAGUGUGGAGGAGCUGGACACACACACACACACACACACACACACACACACACACACCUGUCAGUCUCAUUGGUUGAUUUGCCAAACUCAUAUCCAAUCAUGUGCCUCCUGUAGUCAACUGUGAGUGUUUGUGUGAGUGUGUGAGUGUGUGAGUGUGUGUGUGUGUGUGUGUGUGUGUGUGUGUGUGUGUGUGUGUGUGUGUGUGUGUGUGUGUGUGUGUCCAGCUAUUUACGUGCCACAAAAUCAAAGCCGCUUUGCUAGAUUGAGCCAAUGUUUUUACAGAUGUUUGUGUUUUUGUCGUAUUUAAUGAGAGUUUAAUGCAGUAAACGUUGUUCAAGAGCUAAUAAACGUGGGUUCUCAGAUCGUCACAUCA
Danio rerio (zebrafish) is the source of this 2306-nucleotide messenger RNA. RefSeq names its product TRIO and F-actin binding protein b (gene triobpb). The record is from RefSeq and is marked validated. Gene Ontology annotation, cellular component: cytoskeleton; actin cytoskeleton. Lineage: Eukaryota; Metazoa; Chordata; Actinopteri; Cypriniformes; Danionidae.